Molecule: messenger RNA, 657 nt
Organism: Lolium rigidum
Lineage: Eukaryota; Viridiplantae; Streptophyta; Magnoliopsida; Poales; Poaceae
Product: pathogenesis-related protein 1A-like
Exons: 1
Coding region: 1-657 (218 amino acids)
Cellular component (GO): extracellular region
Source: RefSeq, a predicted model, not a curated record
AUGGAGCGCGGCGCCAUGCUGCCGCUCCUCCUUGUGGUGGUGCUGGUGCAGGUGCAGGUGGAGGCGCUCGCCGCCGUGGGCACGUCGUCGCUCGACUACCUUGGCGGUAAUACCAAGGCCAACAGCAAGCAGCAGCAGGAGAGGCAGCCAUUUCUGAAGCGCGAGGACGAGUUCUUCGCGACGGUGGCCAAGAAGCUUGGUCUGCGCUCCUUCACCGGCGGGCGUGGCACCUACAAGUCGAUGGCCAAGGAGUUCCUGGACGCGCACAACCGCGUGCGCGCCAAGUACGGCGUGCCCCCGCUGCGGUGGAGCAACAAGCUGGCCCGUUACGCGCGGCGGUGGUCGGCGGCGCGGCGGUACGACUGCGUGAUGAUGCACUCGCCGGCGCCGCCCUACGGCGAGAACGUGUACGAGGGCAGCGGGUGGGACUGGCACGCCGUGGACGCAGUGUCGGACUGGGCCAGCGAGGCGUCCUUCUACGACUGGCGGGCCCAGGCCUGCCACCCGGGCCAGGAGUGCGGCCACUUCAAGCAGCUCGUGUGGAGGACCACCAAGUACGUCGGCUGCGGACGGGCCGAGUGCUACAACGGACACUCCUUCUUCACAUGCUCCUACGACCCAGCCGGAAACUACAAGGGAGAGGAGCCACUCACCUAA